Messenger RNA from Ceratina calcarata, 1198 nucleotides. RefSeq lists its product as uncharacterized. The record is from RefSeq and is a predicted model, not a curated record. The transcript is spliced from 5 exons. NCBI's taxonomy places the organism in Eukaryota, Metazoa, Arthropoda, Insecta, Hymenoptera, Apidae. Bases 1 to 1134 code for a protein of 377 amino acids.
AUGGAACAGCGACCAAAACGUACAGCAGGGAAACCGACACGGUACCAGACGACAUCGUCCGACGAGGAACCUCAGAGGAAGAGGAGGCAGCAGCAGCUUUACGAAGACGAGGAUGAGCUCCGUCGUGUCCUCGAGGAGGAAACGACGGAUAUUUUUAAUAACAGGGCAUACGUAAACAGGGCAGAAUACACACAUAUGCACGCACAACACGCAGUUACACGUCCAUCACUUACACACGCACUACCCACAGUCACGCACACUACAACCUAUCCACACACACAUGCACCACACAUUAUCACACAUGUACCACACACUAUCACACAUGCACCACACACUGUCACACAUGUACCACAGACUAUCACACAUGCACCACAGACUAUCACACAUACACCUCACACUACUGUACCCAUAUACCCACAUACAAAUAAUAGUACACCUCUUAUUUUAAAUAUAGACAACGAGGACGAACUACAAGUAAAUCGGCGCAGCCAGAAUGCUCAGAAUGAUGAAGACAGGCAGGACCGUGAUGGACGGACAGCAGUGUGCACCAAUGAAAGGUGCAAGGAGUUGACAAGGAAGUACGACGUGAUGAUGGCGAUGAUGGCGAAAACACAACAAACGGUGGAGGAGAACUCCAGGCAGCUGAAGCAGAUCCUGCGGCUCAUGCAGGCUCAGCAAGGAGCUCCUACGAAGCCGAUGUGUCUGCCGCUGUCAUCGGUGCAGGAGAUGCAGAAUUUCAAUGAGGCUGACGAAACUUAUGAAGCCACUGUGAAGUACUUGGUUUAUAUUGGCGGCACAACCGUGAGGGAAGCCGUCAAUCUGAGCUUCAAGGAAGCAGUGGCAGAUUCCAUCGCCACUUCCUACUCCUGGCUGGGCCGUGAAGAACGUAAUUUGCCAUUGCGCGAGGCACGAAUAUGUCGUGCUAUUCACGAUGCUGUAAUUCGGAAUAAGAAUUUCAGCAGGCCCUCGCGCAAGGAAAUUGGCGACUGCCUAAUGGUGGCACUCCGGAACGCCAAAGAGCGUAUUCGAAGUGCCAAGAGCAGGCGGCCAGAAAAACGGGCCAGGAAUAAUAACGGCGAUAAUACCUCGGACCCGUUGAAUUUCUUCUCCGACGCAUCCGAAGAUGAACUGUAAGGCACCUGUUAUUGACGAGGACGUCGACGAGGGGCGACGACGCCGACGAGGGAACGAGGACGCC